This is a messenger RNA of Baudoinia panamericana UAMH 10762, 192 nucleotides long. RefSeq lists its product as uncharacterized. Lineage: Eukaryota; Fungi; Ascomycota; Dothideomycetes; Mycosphaerellales; Teratosphaeriaceae. The transcript has 2 exons. Bases 1 to 192 code for a protein of 63 amino acids. The record is from RefSeq and is a predicted model, not a curated record.
AUGGAGGGCAAGGUGAUUGGAGGAUUGCAGACCAUCAACGGCGGUUACGAGAUAUGCAUAAUGCAUAAGCGAUUGUUUCUACAGCGUGCCUUGUCCAGCAUCUUCCAGCAGCAGCAUCUGUUGGAAACAGCGAGCGAGGUGAAAGGACGCAACUAUUGCGCAGUAAUGAGAAGGACUCGGGACCUUGCAUGA